Ilex paraguariensis (yerba mate) is the source of this 3477-nucleotide messenger RNA. NCBI's taxonomy places the organism in Eukaryota, Viridiplantae, Streptophyta, Magnoliopsida, Aquifoliales, Aquifoliaceae. The record is from the annotation of a GenBank genome assembly.
AUGUAUGCUGUGGAGAGGCUAGGCAACUACAUCACUCGGGGCGUUUAUACCGUCUCUGGCCCUUUUCAUCCAUUUGGUGGCGCUGUAGAUAUCAUCGUGGUCAAACAACAAGAUGGGAGCUUCAAGUCAUCGCCUUGGUAUGUUCGGUUUGGGAAAUUUCAAGGGGUUUUGAAAACGAAAGAGAAGGUCGUUAACAUUAGUGUUAAUGGGGCUGAAGCGGAUUUCCACAUGUAUUUGGAUCAUAAAGGAGAAGCUUACUUUCUUAGGGAGGUGGAUGUAGAAGAAGGGGAAUCUGUGUCAUCUCCUUCAUCCUCAGGGGAGGAUACAGAUGGGCAGUCCCGGAGUAGAAGGCCAUUGAAGUCCAAGAGUUCCAAUUAUGAUGCUGAUCAGUCUAAUUCAGUUGCCGAGAUAGAUAUCAGCAAUGUGAAGGUUAUGGCUCGGACAAAUUCCCGAAGGUCUCAGAUUUUGGGGUUUAUGUUUGGACGGAAGUCAAUGAAAGAGGAUAGCUUUCAGAAGGAAGAAGAUGCCGCUGGUGUUGUUAGGGCAGACUCAUUGGAGCGAGCUGAGAUUGCAGCUGAUCUGUUGGAGGUGAGGUGGUCUACCAAUCUCGCCUCUAGCAGGCUCAGGAAAGAUAAUACUUUAAAGCUUUCCACUCCAGAUGUUUGUGAUGGUGAAGCAGAUAAAGAUUUGGAUACUAAUGAUCAACAGAGCAAGGUAGAUUCACUGGUUGAUGAUAAUAAGGAAUAUGGUUUGGACAAUCUGGUGUCAAAUGGGGAAACUGCUUCUCCUGAUCAUGAAAUGGGCAACCGCUCUUGUUCUAGUUUUGAAGAACAAGAGAGUUCUGAUGGGGAAACUGGUGUGGAAAUGUCAUGUUUGAUCACCGAGUGUGUUAUCAGAACAUCCACUAUAGGUCAAAGUGGUCUGGAAGAUAACAAUGGUUUGAAUUCUGAAACCUCAAGAAAUAAUGACGUAUUAGGUGUAACCAAUGCAGAGCAUGAGCAGAGUGCUGUCAUCUCUGGGAUUGAAACUCAUGUUUUACAAAUUCCAGAUUCUACUGAGCUUGAAGGUUGCUCCAGCAGGAAGCUCAAUGAUGAAAAGGUUUUAGAUGACAAGGAUGCCAGUGUUUCAAACGGUGUUGUCUCCAAGGAAGAGAAUGGAGCAGAUACACUCCAAUCUCUUUUUCCUGCUGAAACUUCAGAGAGCUCAAGGAUAGGGUUUGAUGGUUUUGCUGAACAAGAAAAUGCAAUUUUUUGUAUUUCUUGUGGAGGAUGUGGUGAAGUCUGUGUCCAUGCAGAAACCUGGCAUAAGACAGCUGAGCUUAUUUCUGAACUAAACUCUCACCCACAAGCUGGUUUGCUGGCGGCAAAAGAACCCUCAAACUGUGAAAGAUUUUUAGGAGAUAAGAAUUGUGGUAACGUGCUUGAUGAUGCAAAGAUUCUUGAAAGAGAAGAAACUUCUUUAAACUCGAGUGCACAUAGUAUUGUAACUGAAAUGUAUUCUCAAAUGGUCAAUGUUCACCCAAUCGGUGGUUCAACAGAAGUAGUUGCAUCACAUAACACUUUCACCAUUUCUGGUUUCAGCAACUCUGUCAAUCAUGCUAAAGAUGAGAACAGUACUAGGGAAAAAAAUAUCCCGGGUGAAAUCCAAUCCUAUUUGGAGCCUGUUGGUGGUAUUCAAGAGUUUAGUGGUGAUUGUGUCCAAACGGAGUCAAUAAAUAUAUCACCACCAAAGGGUUCAAGAGAAGAUCUCCUCUUUGGCGAUAUGGAUGAUUUUAAGCUGACUGAAGUUCAAUGCGUCUCUCUUUUUCCUGAUCUUGUGGAGAAUGAAAAUUAUGCCUCAAUUACACCAAGAGGCACUAAAGCAGCAAUUGAGUCUCUCAGUUCCAGCUGUGAGCCAGAUUCAUCCACGGACAAGCUUAUUCAUGAAAAACUACCAAAUGAUGUUGAAGAAUUGAGAAUAUCAAAAACAAUAUCGAGUGAAAUUAACAUUCCUACAAGUGGGAAAGUUUUGGGUGAGGAAGUUGGGCAGGUGGUCAAAUCUUUACCAAAUAUGUGGUCUCACGGUAAUGAUUUGGUUACACAUAAUCUUCAUCAUUCUUUAGGCCAUUCUGUAGAUUCAAAUUCCAAAAUUUCCAAAUGGACUACUCUAAGGAGAAAUGUUUCAAGUUUCAUUAAGUCAGAUGUAGACAAUGAAGACAAACUGUCCCAGGCACAACCAACAAUCGAGGAAGCUAAGAUUUCAGAGGCAAUUGGGGAUCCAUCCAAAGCUAUUGAUGCCUCCAGUGGGAACUGGAAACUUUGGCCCUUUCCUUUCAAACAAUCAAGAAACAUGAACAUUACCCAGCCAACCCUGAAUAUCACCACAAAUCCUGAUUCUGAAAAUGCUUUGAAUAGCUCAAGCAGCAUGAACAAGGAAAAAGAUGAACCUAAGUCCAAGGUAAAUAAAAGGAAAAUUAGGGUUGGAUCUCCAACAUCUGAACAACUGGCAUCCUUGAAUCUGAAGGAAGGGAGAAAUGCAGUAAAAUUCACUUUCUCAACUGCAAUGCUGGGGAAGCAGCAGGUUGAGGCCAUAAUUUAUUUGUGGAGAUGGGAUACUCGCAUUGUGAUCUCAGAUGUUGAUGGGACAAUUACUAAAUCUGAUGUUCUAGGGCAGUUCAUGCCUUUGGUUGGAAGAGAUUGGUCGCAGACAGGUGUUACACAUCUCUUUUCCGCUAUUAAGGAAAAUGGAUAUCAAUUGCUUUUUCUAAGUGCACGUGCAAUUUCUCAGGCCUAUCACACUAGACAGUUCCUAUUUAACCUUACGCAGGAUGGAAAGGUUUUACCGGAUGGACCUGUUGUUAUUUCACCUGAUGGACUUUUUCCCUCAUUGUUUCGAGAAGAUUAUGUCCCGUCACUUUUUAUACUAAGAUCUGAUGUUCUAGGGCAGUUCAUGCCUUUGGUUGGAAGAGAUUGGUCGCAGACAGGUGUUACACAUCUCUUUUCCGCUAUUAAGGAAAAUGGAUAUCAAUUGCUUUUUCUAAGUGCACGUGCAAUUUCUCAGGCCUAUCACACUAGACAGUUCCUAUUUAACCUUACGCAGGAUGGAAAGGUUUUACCGGAUGGACCUGUUGUUAUUUCACCUGAUGGACUUUUUCCCUCAUUGUUUCGAGAAGUUAUUAGAAGAGCUCCUCAUGAAUUCAAAAUUGCUUGCUUGGAGGAUAUCAAGGCAUUAUUUCCAUUUGAUAGGAAUCCAUUCUAUGCUGGUUUUGGAAACAGAGACACCGAUGAGUUUAGCUAUCUUAAGGUUGGAAUCCCAAAAGGAAAAAUCUUCAUCAUUAAUCCCAAGGGCGAGGUUGCUGUGAAUCACCGUGUUCACACGAGGUCAUAUACUACACUUCACGAUCUUGUGCAUGACAUGUUUCCUCCCAUGUCAUCGUCUGAGCAGGAGGACUUUAAUUCAUGGAAUUACUGGAAACUUCCUCCUGCUAUGGAUAUUUGA